AUGAAGCUGUCCGAUUUUCACUUUAUAUCACAGUUGAAAUCAAAUUUUUCCUAUCCAUCUACUGACACACCUAAUGUAUGUUCUCAGAAAAUAAUCUCUCAAGCCACUCGUUUUCGUGGUCGGCGAACUAAUUCUUCCUCCCACCUCAUCUCGACACCUGCAUCCAAUACCUACACAAGCUCACUGACUUCCUCUAUCGCUUCUUCGUCACCUGAAACUCGAUCUCUAAAUCAACCAGCCAGUGAGGCUUCAUUUCCCUCUCUUUCAUGUCUGGCUGAUUGUCUUUCCGACAAGGCAGCCUCUCAGAUCUCACUCGUUUCUCCGCUUGAAGACGAGUGCCAAUCAGGAACUAGCAAUAGAUGGGAUGCCACUGAUGACGUCGAGGCAGAUGACUCUGAGAAGACUAAUAUUGUGAGAAUAUCGACAGAACAACAGGAUAUGCCAGAUUGGUUAACUGCAUGUCGAAGUUAUGUACCCCCUGUCUGCCAGGGUUUGCAAACCGUAUUUGAGUGGCCUGAAGAUGGAAUUGAUGGGCUGAAAACUGCAGAAUCCGUAAGUCAGCAGAAAAACAGAAAUGGCAGAGGGGGGCGGGCGCGAGGCACAUGCGUCGAGGUCAGACAGUACACGCGAGUUCGACGACAAGCAACUGAGAAAACUGGGACUGAAAAUAAAGGCCAACCUACUUGUGAAGUUGUUUAUCCAAGUAAGGAAAUUGUUGGAUUAGUGAGUAGAACAAAACUUUCCAACCCACAUUAG
Molecule: messenger RNA, 756 nt
Organism: Protopolystoma xenopodis
Lineage: Eukaryota; Metazoa; Platyhelminthes; Monogenea; Polystomatidea; Polystomatidae
Source: the annotation of a GenBank genome assembly